AUGAGUUCAUUCUUUCCACUGUCUUUACCUAGUAACUCACCCUGUAACGAUACUUUGGACCGGUUCAUGGACGAGAUCUGCGAAGAACAUUGGAUCCAUUGGAGCACUUUGAUGAACAUCGUAGCUAUUUAUCGUUGCAUAGCAGGCGAGCCUUCGUAUGGCAUUCUCGACUCUCUGUGCUUCUACGGAAAUCGGAAUCCAGGAGAUACAUGGUCUGCAGAGGUUGAGGAUCUGAUAACUCGUCUGGAGAACACUUCUUCGGAGCUUCACAUCCUUAAGCUCUCCAUGCCACACGACUUCACGAAGCGUGUAUGCGACAGGCUUAGACAAAAAGACCCGGGACUUUUCAGGCGUAUGCAGACGGUGGUCCGACCCGACUCUCCGGUUGCUCGCAAUAUCCAUAAGUGGAUAUUGAUGAUCAUCUUGUUCAAAACAUGGCGAAUAACAUUCUCGGAUUGCAACGUACUUUUUGGGGACGUUUGGGGCAAGCCUCGACCUCCUGCGCCUCUAGAAUGGCGACCCGUAUGCCCACCGAGCCACACGAGCACAGCUUACUUGCGUGACCGUCUGGCGAUACUCUCAAAAAACCGGGGCUUUCCGCCACCUGAAGAGCAGCCAGAAGAUCCUGAGGAGCAGCCAGAAGAUCAAGGUUUGUUCAGCAGAAGGACCAUCAUUCGGAUCCUUUACCUAGAAAAUUCGAGCGCUGGUUCUCUUUCGACGGAUCACCUAAAUCUCAUAUUCUUCCAAGAGACAGGCAGCUCGGGAGGCAAGAAGAUGCUCGUUAUGGCAACAGAAUUCCGGCCGCUGUAUCUCAUGGGAUGUUACUUUCCGGAUGCUGAAAUGUUGGGAAUCGAUCCCGACUACGGAAAUCCCGGCACUCCAUGGUCGAGCCAGCUGCUUAGGCAGCUCAUCAAUCUCGUCUCAGCCAUGCGGGAGAAAAGGAUGGUGAUGUUAGAGCCUCUUGAGACAGAGCUCAAGUCCUCGUCGGGCUUCGAGCAUGAUCGGACCCCUCUGCGCAUCCGAUUUGCGAUGGUGUCUCUCAUCAGGAAGAAUCUGCACACCGUAGUUCUGUACUGCACUGCGAACGACCGGGAAAUCGCGUCUCUGCUCCAAAAAGUGGACAACACUCCCGGUCUUCUGGUCUCCGAGAUUGACCGUGAAGCUGUCCAUCGGCUCCAUAUGAUGUUUCUCGAUAUGGAGCAUCUGAGAGGUAUGCUUCAGCAGCUUGAGACUGAGUUUCAAGAGGUUGGAGAACGGAUCAGAGACAAGCUGGCUGCGAGGCAGCAAUCCACGAUCGUGCUGCUCUACACAUUCGUCGGCGUUACGUUUCUCCUGUCCAUCGCGCGGUCUUCACUUCUACCCGGAAUGAUUCUAUCGUCCUUGAUCGCGUUGGCAUUCAAAGAGCGACCCAUCCAAUUCGUGCGGUGGUGGAUACAAGACUUGUCUUCCUAUACUUUAUCUCCUUUCGAUUUCCUUCCUGUUGCGUAA
Diplodia corticola is the source of this 1488-nucleotide messenger RNA. RefSeq lists its product as uncharacterized. The transcript has 4 exons. The coding region runs from base 1 to 1488 and encodes 495 amino acids. The record is from RefSeq and is a predicted model, not a curated record. Lineage: Eukaryota; Fungi; Ascomycota; Dothideomycetes; Botryosphaeriales; Botryosphaeriaceae.